Panicum virgatum (switchgrass) is the source of this 2891-nucleotide messenger RNA. Its product is annotated as disease resistance protein RGA5-like. The record is from RefSeq and is a predicted model, not a curated record. Gene Ontology annotation, biological process: defense response to other organism. The transcript is spliced from 3 exons. The coding region runs from base 640 to 2718 and encodes 692 amino acids. NCBI's taxonomy places the organism in Eukaryota, Viridiplantae, Streptophyta, Magnoliopsida, Poales, Poaceae.
CCCACCGCCAACGCCCAACGACCCGCCUCCCCAAUCCAAAGCACCAACAAACUAACACAAACAAGCUGUUGGAGGACGGAGGUAUGGCAGGGUUUGUUGUGAGCGCAGCGACAGGAGCCUUGAAGCCUCUACUAGGGAAGAUCGCUGUUGAGCUGUUCGAAGAGUACAAGCGAGUCAACGCGGUGCCGGACAAGAUCAGCUCUCUCACCAAAGAGCUGGAAGCCAUGCAGGCAUAUCUUCUGAAGAUGUCGGAGGUGGAGAAUCCUGAUGAGCAAGAUCGAGUUUGCACGAAGGAGGUGCGGGAGCUAUCCUACGACAUGGAGGAUUGCCUCGACGAGUUCCUGCGCCGUGUUGGUGACAAAUCGAAUACUCCAGAAGGGGUCUUCGCCAAGUUGAAGAACAUCAUGAUCACCAAGCCCAAGGCUCGCCAUCAGAUUGCCAAGGCGAUUGGAGAACUCGAGAUUCAAGUCAAGGAAAUGGGGAAAAGGAAUGCAAGGUACAAGACAAAAGAGACCAUAUCCAAGACAAGCACCAACGCACAUGUGGAUCCGAGAGCUCUUGUCAUUUUUGAGGAUGCAUCAAAGCUUGUUGGCUUGGAAGGGCCAAAACAAGAGUUAAUUGAGCUUUUGACAAAGACGGAUGGUUCAUCAGUUUCAUUGCUCUCUAUUGUUGGAUCUGGAGGUUUGGGGAAGACCACUUUGGCAAAACAAGUAUAUGAAGAGCUCAAGGGGGAAUUCAAGUCGCAUGCCUUCGUGUCAGUUUCAGACACGAAAUCCUGACAUGCUUAAUGUUCUGCGGAAUAUUCUAUGCCGUGUAAGCAAUGAAGUUCAUCAAAACAUGCAAGAAUGGGACAUACAACUACUUAUCAGCAGAAUCCAUGACUCUCUCAGGGAUAAAAGUGUAUUUCCAGAGGAUUUUGUUAUUGAUAAGAAGCUUUUGGUAAGGAGAUGGAUUGCAGAGGGAUUCAUCCAAAAAGAACAAGGUGAAACCAGUUUCAAAUUAGGGGAGUGGUGUUUCAAUGAGCUCAUCAAUAGAAGCCUGAUCCAAGCACGGAAGAUAAAUAUGUACGGAGAUGUGACAGCUUGCCAGGUCCAUGACACAAUUCUUGAUUUUAUUGUAUCAAAAUCUGAAGAAGAGAAUUUCAUUACUGUAUUCGGUGAUGGUUAUCAAAUGCAUGGUCAACAUAGCAAGGUCCGUCGACUAUCUAUCAAUGCUAGCAGUAAAGAGAAAGUUUCAACACUGACACAGCUGGAUUUGUCUCAUGUCCGGUCAGUUGCAGUGUUUCAUUAUUCAGAGGAACUACCUAUGUGGUCAAAAUUCAGUUUCUUGCGUGUUUUGGACUUGUGUGGCUGCAGGCAGGUGGAAGGUGAUCAUCUUACAGGUAUCGGGAAUUUAUUUCAGCUAAAGUACCUGAGCCUCCGUGGAACUGGAGUUCGUGAACUCCCAGAACAGAUUAGCAAACUAACAUGUCUGGAGACACUGGAUCUAAAGAUGUCAAAGGUGACAAAAUUACACGCCGGUACUGCUAAGCUCCAAGGAUUAAUCUACUUGGCUGUUGACAAGGGGGUUCAGCUUCCUGAUGGAACAGAAAGAAUGACAGCAUUGGAGGAUUUAGAUUGUGUGGAUAUCUUCAAGCAGUCAAUUAACUUCCAAGAAUUUGGGCAGCUGAAGAAUCUUAGGAACGUCCAGUUAUUUGUGAGCUCUGAUAAUUGCCGCGAUGCUGCAGAAGCAAGUCACUACAAGAAGUAUAUGGACGAUAUAGUCUCUUCACUCUGUAAACUUGGCCACCUUCAUUCUUUGUCUAUUGACGGUAAAGCUGAAAGUAAAUUAGACUUCUCCAUGGAUUCAGGUGGUGAUGCUCCAACUGGCCUCCAGAAAUUCGAAAUCACGAACCAUUUCAUCUCCAAGGUUCCAAACUGGGUGCGCUCCCUUUUCAAUCUCCAAUUUUUAACCCUCCGUGUUAAGGAAUUCGAGGUGGACGACUUCAUGGCGCUUGGGCGCCUGCCAGCUCUGGUGUUUCUCAGGCUGGAAGCACACAAAUGUUUCCACGGAAGAAGGAUAUCAAUUAGUGGCGCUGAUGGGUUUCAGAGCCUGCGUCAUUUUGAUUAUUGCUGUGCCAUACCGGUCACAUUUAAGGCUGGAGCGAUGCCAAAGAUUAAUAAGCUUACCCUCAUGUUCAGUGUAUUCAAAACAUCCCAGCUAGCAACAAAUGAAGAGUUCCGUUUUCCUUUUGGUGUCAAACACCUGACCUGUCUUCACAGCGUUUGCUAUCUGCUUUCUUACCACAACUUUAACAAAGAAUUUAACAAAUGGAUUACUGAGAAGAUGACCCAAAUAAUGGCCCGUAUGAGCUGUGAGCAGCUCAUGUUGACUAUUUGUGAGAUGGAGGCCAUGGAUCAAAUGUAUAUGGGAGAACAUCGUAUGGAAGCAGCAGCUCGCACCCAUCUCAAGUCACCCAAACUUACAGUCAGAAGAACCAAAGAAUGGGGCAUAUCGAUCUCCAGGACAAGAGGGGCUAUACAAGAAUGGGGCAUAAAGCGUGAACUAACUGCAGUGAAAUUGAAGUUAAAGCGCAUCACUGAGGGAGUUAUUACAGAGCUCUCAAGGAAUAAUUGCCCACUCAAGGGUCAAGGUAAUUGCCAAUGUCAAGGCCUUCUUGAGGCAAAGGCGCGAUUGAACACCUUGUCAUUCAACAAUGCUACAAGUACUUCGCAGUAGGAGACACGGGCUCCAGGUGGCUCCGGCUCCCUCUCAUGCAAAACAGUAGUAGCUUUAUUGUAGCACGAAUUCUUUUUACAGACAGAGACAUGAUUAAACUAGGAGAUCAAUUGGGGAAGCCGGUGAAGCUGGAAAUUUUUUUCUUCACCGGCCCUGGUUUCUCGGAUGCUACA